AUGGUUGAGGAAAUGGUUGAUCAAAAAGUAAAAGAUAAAAUAUGUAAUUUCGCUAACUUGUAUCUGUCACAAAUUUUAACUGUUCAGACCUGGUUGAUCUCUCACGGAAGUAGCUAUGCCGACAAUAUUUCAAUUUCAAUGCCAAAACUAUCGACAUUUCGAAAUGUGAGUACAUGGCCGGAAUUAUCUUAUUCACUAAGGGAUUGUGAAAGCAAAGCUUCUGUGGAUCUUUGCAAUGGGAAGACUGAAGUAAAUUACAGUCUUGAAAGGCCUUAUCAUGUUGUGGUUGCUGCAACUCGAGAAAUGGGAAUUGGGAAGGAUGGAAAUUUGCCGUGGAAUUUUCCAUCUGAUCUCAGAUUCUUUAAGGAGCUCACAACAACUACAAUAGGUGAUGGUAAAAGAAAUGCAGUGAUAAUGGGGAGGACUUGGGAAAGCAUUCCUCAAAAGUAUCAGCCUUUACCUGGCCGCAUCAAUGUUGUGGUAACUCAUGCAAGGAAGUUGGGAGCUGCAAAUUUUGAAUAUUUAGUUAUAUGUAAUGGCUUGUCCUCAGCAAUGAAGUUACUGGCAGAACCACCUCAUUAUAUGUCUAUUGAGAAGGUGUUUGUUAUAGGAGGUGGCGAAAUUCUGAAAGAAGCAUUGAAUGAUCCUGGUUGGGAGGCGAUUCAUCUGACUGAUAUAGAGGCAAACAUUAAAUGCGAUACAUUCAUUCCCCAAAUUGAUUCAUCAUUGUUCAGUCCAUUGUUCUCAUCCAGGCAGAUGGUGGAAACUAAUAUUCAGUUUUCUUUUAUGACUUAUGUCCGCAAGAGCAAUGCUGCUGAAGUAUCCUCCAGUUCACAAGAUAGUGGUUGUGAUGUUGACAGUGGAAGGACUGUAAACAAGGCAUUGAAUUUUCACAAGAAUCAUGCUGAGCUUGAUUAUCUCAAAAGGAUUCAAGAGAAUAUUGCCAAUAAUAUUCUAAAGUGA
This is a messenger RNA of Chenopodium quinoa (quinoa), 963 nucleotides long. RefSeq names its product bifunctional dihydrofolate reductase-thymidylate synthase-like. Gene Ontology annotation, biological process: folic acid metabolic process; dihydrofolate metabolic process; glycine biosynthetic process. NCBI's taxonomy places the organism in Eukaryota, Viridiplantae, Streptophyta, Magnoliopsida, Caryophyllales, Amaranthaceae. The coding region runs from base 1 to 963 and encodes 320 amino acids. Gene Ontology annotation, cellular component: mitochondrion. Gene Ontology annotation, molecular function: dihydrofolate reductase activity; NADP binding. The record is from RefSeq and is a predicted model, not a curated record. The transcript has 2 exons.